Messenger RNA from Brienomyrus brachyistius, 1432 nucleotides. RefSeq names its product MTOR associated protein, LST8 homolog (S. cerevisiae) (gene mlst8). Gene Ontology annotation, biological process: TOR signaling; regulation of actin cytoskeleton organization. Gene Ontology annotation, molecular function: protein binding. Gene Ontology annotation, cellular component: TORC1 complex; TORC2 complex. Bases 105 to 1085 code for a protein of 326 amino acids. NCBI's taxonomy places the organism in Eukaryota, Metazoa, Chordata, Actinopteri, Osteoglossiformes, Mormyridae. The transcript has 9 exons. The record is from RefSeq and is a predicted model, not a curated record.
UAAGAAGUGUUGCUGUGGGGAAUUAUUAUUGGUGAGCACAUUACAGAAGCACCGCUGAAUCGUACGUAUUGAUUACUAUCUGAAGAAGCUUGCUUUGCGUGAAGAUGAACGUGAACCAGGGGACUGUUGGCAGUGACCCAGUGAUCCUCGCCACCGCGGGUUAUGACCACACAGUGCGGUUCUGGCAGGCUCACAGCGGGAUCUGCACCAGGACAGUCCAACACCAGGACUCGCAGGUGAACUCUCUAGAGGUGACGCCGGACCGGAGUAUGAUUGCAGCAGCAGGUUACCAACACAUUCGAAUGUAUGACUUAAAUUCCAACAACCCCAAUCCCGUUAUCAACUACGAUGGUGUGAGUAAGAACAUCACCUCAGUGGGCUUUCACGAGGAUGGUCGCUGGAUGUACACUGGCGGAGAGGACUGCAUGGCUCGUAUCUGGGAUCUACGGUCUAGAAAUUUGCAGUGCCAAAGAAUCUUCCAGGUCAACGCACCCAUUAACUGCGUAUGCUUGCACCCGAACCAGGCAGAGCUAAUAGUUGGGGAUCAGAGUGGAGUGAUCCACAUUUGGGAUCUGAAGACCGACCACAAUGAACAGCUCAUCCCUGAGCUGGAGGUGUCCGUUAACUCCGUGCACAUUGACCCAGAUGCAAGCUACAUGGCUGCGGUCAACAGCUCGGGAAACUGUUAUGUGUGGAAUUUGGCAGGGGGGAUGGGAGACGAGGUAACACAGCUCAUUCCCAAGACCAAAAUCCCAGCUCACAAGCGUUAUGCUCUGCGCUGCAAAUUCAGCCCUGAUUCCACAUUGUUGGCCACCUGCUCAGCCGACCAGACCUGCAAGAUAUGGAAGACGUCUAACUUCUCCCUGAUGACGGAGCUGAGCAUCAAGAGUAACAAUCCUGGGGAAACGUCUCGUGGCUGGAUGUGGGACUGUGCAUUCUCAGGGGAUUCCCAGUACAUUGUCACAGCAUCCUCGGAUAACCUUGCACGGCUGUGGUGUGUGGAGACGGGGGAGAUCAAGCGCGAGUACAGCGGCCAUCAGAAGGCAGUGGUGUGCCUGGCGUUCAAUGACAGCGUGCUGGGCUAAUGUCAGCGGCUGCCUGUAGCACGGCAUGCCAGUUACUUCACUGACGUGUGUAAGCUCAGGAGGAGAAGCAUUGCUUGGACCCAUCAUCUAUGAGGACAAUGUCGUAUACGGAAUAACUAUUAUUUGCUCAGAAAUAUUACUGGUAAAACCAUGACCUGUGGAUAUUGUCAACAUCUGUUUUCUCAUAUUAUGUAAUCCUGCAAUGCAGGAUGGGGAAAAAGGAAGUUCUGCAUUUGAGCGUAGGACUCUCUAAAGCCUCCUUUCAGCCAGCCUCUCCAUUAAGAGCUGCCCUUUCCUGUGUGUCCAUCUUGCUUUUGUCUUAUUAAAAUGUCACCCGGAGAGUGGAA